UCAGAAUUUGAAUAGCAGUCAAAACAUCAAACCUCUUUUAGGAGUUUUAGAAACUGGCACACGCUCGCAAUCAAUCGACUUUUAAAUGAAAGCGUCUGAUCGUGACCUGACUCUCGACGACGUCAGAAUGGUGGCUCAAAAGGUGCGAAAGGUGUAAACAAACCCGCCGGACAUCUUCAUCCCGCACCCGAAUGGCCUCAGCUCACGGAAGGCAACCUGGGAGGGAGAGGAAGCGAGGAGAGAGCUAGAAACUAGGGCGCUGUUAUCUGGCCCCAUUUCAACAACCACAAGGCACAAGGCACAGAAAGAGAAAGAACGAGGUGUGGACAGGAGAGCGGGAGAGAGGAGAGAUCAUCUCGAGUGGCGUCUAGCUGCACACAACGAGGAUCUAAAGACAAAUAAGACAACCUUUGACUGUCCUACACACCCCAUACGGCUACGCACCCUUCAUCUACACACACACACGUCGAGCAGCAACAUGUUUGAGGAGCAGGUGACCAGGGUGAAGAUCACGUCCGUGGUGAUCUUGGUGGGAAUGUCGUCCAUGCUGGCGGCGGUGGUGACGGACCAUUGGGCGGUGCUCAGCCCCCGGGUGGAGAAGCUGAAUGCGACCUGCGAGGCCGCCCACUUUGGCCUUUGGAGGCUCUGCAAGAAGAGCAUCUUCAUCGUCGAGGAAGACCCCGACGGCAAAGGCUGCGGCCCCAUCAGCCUACCUGGAGCUGAAAACUGUUCCUACUUCAAACACUUCACCUCGGGGGAAGAAGCAGAAGUUUUUGAAGUCAAGACUCAGAAAGAGUACAAUAUCUCAGCAGCAGCCAUCGCCAUCUUCAGCCUGUUCUUCAUGUUCCUGGGCACCCUCUGUGUCGUCCUGUCUUUUGGGAAGGGGCGGGACUACCUGCUGCGGCCCGCUGGGAUGUUUUUUGCCUUCGCAGGUCUUUGCAUCAUCAUUUCCGUCGAAGUCAUACGGCAGUCGGUCAAGCGGAUGAUUGACAGCGAUGAGACCAUCUGGAUCGAAUACUACUACUCCUGGUCCUUUACCUGCGCCUGCGCCUCCUUCUUCCUGCUAAUCCUCAGUGGAGGCGCCCUGCUCCUCAUCUCCAUGCCCCACAUGCCACGUAACCCCUGGGAGACUUGCAUGGACGCGGAGCCCGACACCUUAGAGUAGCCAACUGGAUAGACAAAAAUACAAGUAGCUUUGCACUUUAAUAGAACAGCCUGUACCCUUACUGCGAGCAUUUACACACGUUUCCAACCUUCCAUGUCCUUUUAUUUUAAAUUGUCUAAAAUAUUAUAACUAACUUGGAGAGUUUUGUGACACCGACCACAGGGAAGUUCCAGCUUUCUUCACAGGAGAUAACAGUUACAAGUGGGGAGUUCGAUGAGACUUUAUUGGUGGGUUCAAAAGCCGAGGAAUGAUUCAUCAUUAGUCAUCCGUCAAGCGGCCCCUUUUUUACAACAAGAAUUCACGAAACUCGCAGUAUCAUUUUUAUAAAGUCCAGAUGUCAUUUUUUGCGUUGACGCUUGUCAUGUAAUAAUGAAACUCAUUUAUUAUUUCUGUGGGGAUGUAAGGAGAAUAUCAACAAAUGUAACUAAAUAUGUUCUGAAAUAAAGUACAUACCAUCGCUU
Molecule: messenger RNA, 1626 nt
Organism: Gasterosteus aculeatus aculeatus (three-spined stickleback)
Lineage: Eukaryota; Metazoa; Chordata; Actinopteri; Perciformes; Gasterosteidae
Product: voltage-dependent calcium channel gamma-1 subunit
Biological process (GO): calcium ion transmembrane transport; regulation of calcium ion transmembrane transport via high voltage-gated calcium channel
Cellular component (GO): membrane; L-type voltage-gated calcium channel complex
Molecular function (GO): calcium channel regulator activity; voltage-gated calcium channel activity
Source: RefSeq, a predicted model, not a curated record